AACUUGCCUUUGGUAAUGUUCACGAAGUCCGUGCGUUCGCGAAAUGUCUGUUUUUUUUCGCUUGUAUCACCGUUUGCCGGCAUUGCCACUGUUCUUCGUGCGUUAAACAUUGAGAUGACAGUAAACCAGUGCUCCGAUCUACGCGGCUGAGUUGGGCCGCAGCUCUUUCGGCUGGUGUUCGUUUCCUCUAGGUGUUGCUUUCAUAAGGCUGCUGACCACACCUCGUCACCUGUUGAACGUGCGCCCCAGGUUAAGCAAGAGCUCCCACGCAGCCAGCUACGGUGUCACCGCCUGUGCAGGUUGCAAGGUCAGCGCAGGAAAAUGCAACCUGGUGUCAGGUCACAGAGCUUAGGCUCAGAAGCAGAAAGUUGUACGACCGUCUUCACUUUACUGCCGUACGCAAGCUGAUUGGACAAUGUUGCCUGACCAGCCUGUUGCCGAAUAUCGCUGAUUUGUGCCUCAUAAACCAGGUCUUGGACAUUCAGGGUGUUCCUCAGGGCAAAAAUGGCGUCUUUGCUGGCCAGAAGAGACGUCUGACGAUUGAAGCGAAGACGAAGAACGCUCUCUAAGCGUGUCUAGGGUGUUCUCGAGGACAGUGACGUAAGAGCACGCGGGCUCUACAGGCUAGCUAGAUAAGCUUAGGAGAGAGACAUAAAACCCUAUUUAAUUAAAUUUAGCUUUUCACAGAUAGGCGACGUUCAGGCGGCGGCGACUGACGGCCACCUCUUCUGCUCUUUUCACUGGCCGGAGUUGGGUAUCCUGGCUGGCGUUGUGGAGGAUCUCGCCUUCUCCCGCGUGUCGAAAGCAUAACGAUGCGGUGCUUCGUGCCCGGCUGCAACACCCGUUACGCCAUAGGAGGAAAGAGUUCUUGUUCUAUGUUCCGGCCACCGGCCGACCCCGAUCUGCGGCGUCGGUGGGAGCUGAACAUCGGGAGGACGGACAGGGGGCUCACUCGCAAUGACAAGGUGUGCUCGCUGCACUUCGAGAAGCGCUUCGUGUCCGACAGGUAUUACAACGUACAUGCGGGAAACGUGCUGCUCAACGAGGGCAAGCUUCCGAGGCUCCGGAGAGACGCGGUGCCAACCAUUUUCGACGAUCACGGUGUCUGUGGUUGUGGCGGCGUGCAGCGGGAUUCGUCCGCGGUUGCUGCUUCGCAAUGGCCGCCAGUUGAAGCACAGGAUACGUCGAACGAAUCUCAGUCAUCGGCCGAGACGAAGUCUCGGCUGAACGCCGACGCUGACGUUCAGUGCGCUGAGCCUGAUGGACAUCGUGUCAGCGUGAAGAGAGAAGACGGCUGUCCUUCUGAUGAAAGCCACUCUAGGAACACUGAACUCUGCGCCGAAGGGAAAAAGAUCGCUGACCUUUCUGAUGACCGGAAUGUCCGCAUCAAAGUUGAAAAGGAUGAGCGCUGUUCGGAUGUGCAGAAUCCAGAGGAUGUUCUCCAUGGGGAGGACAGGCCCCUGAUAAGACCCGUUUGUGACGUCGAUUCCGACGGCGCGCGCGUUGACUGUGGCGUCGAAGUGAAAAAGGAACCGGAGGAGUGCGUCGAUGAGCCUCAAGUGCCUCGCAUAGUGUGCGCAGUGGGUAGUUUCUACAACACAUCGACGACACCCGGAGUUGCCCAGCGUGUCCUCGCGAAACACCUGGUCCGCCACCCGGAGGCGGUGAAGCUUCCGUUCACCUGGAACUACCACAAGGUGAGCGCGCUCCGGUGGAACCGCGUCGUCUACAGCACCGUCGCCGUGGCGAGCGACGGCACGACUCCCGUCAUCACCAAGUUCGUCAACGUCACGACGAGUCGCGGCCACAAGGUCGAACCUGUCGAGCCCUUCGAGGCGUUCGUGUUGGACCGGAACCUGAACGUCACGUUGGGCGACCUCGCGAAGCCCACGACCAUCGAGGAGGUCGAGCGCAUGGUUGAGGCGGUGGACCGGCUGCCCACGUGCCGCGGCGGGCCGUGCAAGUUCAAGUACCCGGACGUCGAUAUCAUGCACGCUCGCGUCGACGUGCUGGGCGUCUGGAGGCGCGUCGACUGCGAGGUGUACGGCACCACUCUGUGUCGUCACUGCGCGAAGCUGGAGCCCACCCUGCGCCAGAACGCGUGUCGGAAGCGCAAGGGAAAGAAGGAGUUCUCCCGGCUCCGGAUAUCGUUGGAGUCCCUGGAACCGGCGCAGCGGUACAAGGUGGAGCUUCUCCAAAGGCGUUGCAGGUGCCUUCUCAAGAGGAUUCGGCGUCUCAAGGCUGGUGGCAGGGAGCUCUGCGGCAAAGACGACGGGGACAGUCAAGACGACGACGACGACUCGGGAGAGAGCGAAAACGAAAUGGAAUGCCCGGAGGCGCAUUCGUAACAGGGCUGUGCCUUAAGAAAAUGCAUGUGUCCUUGUCACGAGGAUUACUGUCAUAGGCGUGACCAGGCUUCUCCGUUAGGG
Rhipicephalus sanguineus (brown dog tick) is the source of this 2429-nucleotide messenger RNA. RefSeq lists its product as uncharacterized. The record is from RefSeq and is a predicted model, not a curated record. The coding region runs from base 813 to 2348 and encodes 511 amino acids. The transcript is spliced from 3 exons. Gene Ontology annotation, molecular function: sequence-specific DNA binding. NCBI's taxonomy places the organism in Eukaryota, Metazoa, Arthropoda, Arachnida, Ixodida, Ixodidae.